AUGGCAGUGAUCCUCAAUAGUAGCACCCUCCGACGGCGAAUUUCUGAUGAAUUGUUCACCCCUACCGUCGUUGCUUUGUGUCUGCUGCACUACUUCCGAGUUGAACUUGCUGCGUCUGGUUGGCUUAGGGGCGUCGACGGACGCAUCGGAACUGUGGUUUUCUCGGACGAAGUGAAAAGACUCCAAUUGAUCAACUCUUUUACUACAGACAUCUCCUGGCGGAUGAACGGCCGAGUUUCCAUCAUCUUUGGGCUGGAGUUGGCCAUCCUUGGUAUCAACUUGCUGCCACUAGUAUUUGCAAAGUCGCUUCCGAUUGAGAACCGCUCGAAGGAUUUAACCGUUCACGGUGUGGAGGAAGCGUUGGCUCUGCAAGCUCAAAGCGAUGGAGGUCUCGGACGCUCCCUGACUUACGUUGUGGUAGUGGUUGAUCGGAACUUGCGCCGCGUGUCAUCAACAAGUUACACGAGUGAACGGCUACUGGACCCACUUCUAGCUCUGGAAGCCCGUACCAGCAUGGGGAUUGAAUUUGUCAACAGUUAUGAGCUCAUUCGGCUCGGGUAUCUCGUCUACGGCGACCAGUACCUCAUCACUUUCGACGAAUGGGAUCUGCUGUCCUGGCCCCAUUCCGAGCGUUCUGCCACUUGUGGAACCACCGUGAAUGCCUACGCACUAAUUGGCAAACUAUUUGAGGAACUAGAGACCGUGAAAACAGAAGUAUCUCCUAGGUGCAUCAUGAAGGACUUGGCCCGCUUUCUUCUGCACCAGGUUGUUGUUCCUACCGCGCGCUUUAGUCGCUCAAGAACCAACGUCAAUAAUUCAUACUGGUCGAUUCAAGUGCGUCCGAUAGCGUCGUCAGACGAUUGCCAGGGACACACGCCACCGCGCAAGGCUAGCUUCAAGACUCAUGAGCUGUUAAUGGGUCUGUACCAUUGCACCAAUUGCGUAUUCAUCACCGUUCUCAUGCUCUCGCAGCUACUUGGCGCCUUCUGGGACUCGAUCACGACUGAAACCCAUAUUCAGUACGGUAGAAGUCCGCUACUGGGGCCCUCACAGAUUGUCGGCUCAAACGAUGUGCCGCGAAGAACAUUUUUACGAACCAAAACUGGUGAGCUCGCUUUUGGCGUAUCUGCUGUCCUCGAAGAUGCCACUGGGACAGCGAAGCACGGAUAUCGGAUCCGACAGCCUCGUGGGGACUCCAUCGCCUACACUCUUAAUUCCAUCGCCCAGCCAAUUUAUGAGACGUCAUGCGGCUUGAUCGCGAGUACCAUUGAAAAUAUCUACGACGCGAGCGUAGCGCUCGGUUAUAAAAACCUUACUCGGGAUUAUCUGCGCGUUCUUGAUGAAUGGGUCAGCAACAAUCUCCCAAUCCUGAUCAUGCCGUACUGGGACAACGGCCUUUACUUACGCUCGGCACAUCAUACCGUCGUGGGGAGGAGACGCGUCCGAUGGGUCAACUUUAGCAGGGGUUUUCGAGGAGUCAAUCGAAGUGUUCAUCACGAGCGUACUAUCCAGUGGCUGAAUCGUCCUCGUGGGGGCUGGAAGAACGGUUGGUACGAAGACUUGGAGGGAACGCGCUGGUAUUCCGACGUCGUAAGCUCCGCGACCGAUGCUCCUUACUACGCGAUGAACCGCGUAUUUGACAUGCGCUCGGGUAAAGAAUUGGAUUGCUCAAGUUCGGACGACUGCAGGCCGGGCUUCGAUUCCGUCUACAUCGCGAAUGGAACCGAGUAUGGUCUUUUCAGCUACGACGCGCACAACAGCCGCACCGUUCGUACUGGGAAAUGCUGCUCUCGAACGUCUAUACGGGACUAG
This is a messenger RNA of Phytophthora sojae, 1812 nucleotides long. RefSeq lists its product as hypothetical. Lineage: Eukaryota; Oomycota; Peronosporomycetes; Peronosporales; Peronosporaceae. The record is from RefSeq and is a predicted model, not a curated record. The transcript has 7 exons. The coding region runs from base 1 to 1812 and encodes 603 amino acids.